GUCAGGUCAUCAGCAGAGUGUGUGGAGCUGGAUAAAGGCUUUUUUCUUCUUUUGUUUGUUUGUUCCUGGAGUGCGGCUGCGGUGCGUUUGGAUGUCUUUUCUCCGCACAGAGGACGCAGCGUCACGGCACUUCGCUUCACUCCGCUGAACAGGACAUUCAAAAGCUUAUCUCUUGUUUGUUGUCGGAGUUGUUAGUAUUCCUUGCCACCCCGAAAAAAUUACCAAACUCAAAACGGAUUUAUCCGAACCAAGAAACCGGGUUUUAAUCGAAUCCGUGCCAGCCCUGUGCGCUUUUAGGAUUCUCUGUAAAUGAUGCAAGAGUGGCCCGAGCAGCAUUUUUUCCAAUUAAAACCUCUAGCCUAAGUGUUUCAUUUCAUUCAGUUCUUCUCACAUGACCCAGCGAGUCAGUGGAGAUCGAAAACAUAAAGCAGCAUCUGCAGAAAUUCCGCCUCUCUCUCCUUUCAUUUCGGCUCUCCCUGCGUUAUGUGUAAAGUGUCCAUACACUGCUGGUCAUGCUAUUGUAUUCCGGUUUGAAUCACCUUGACGGAUCAAUUAAUGUAGCACUGGUGGAAGGAGACUUGGAGGUUGUGCUGGGUUACUUGAAUCGGACUUCAACCCCCUCCGUUUUCUCGAAGGAACUGGGUUGUUGUUGGAUAACGUCUCUGCCCGUGGAAUUCUUCUGACUUCUUUUUUUUUUUUUUUUUCCCAUUUAUUCAUCUCCAGAGCUGGAUGUCUGGGAUGGAAAACAAAUAAAGAGGAAAUAGCUGCAGGAUGAAAACAUGGCCGCACCCCUUCUUGCACCCCCAGGACCUGACAGCUUCAAGAAAUUCACCCCUGAGUCGCUCGCUAAUAUCGAGAAGCGCAUCAACGAAGAGAAGAACAAGAAGCCACCCAAGCCCAGAUCGGACAGUAGUCACCGUGACACAUCUGACGACAAUGAGCCCAAGCCCAACAGUGACCUGGAGGCUGGGAAGAGCCUGCCGUUCAUCUACGGAGAUAUUCCUGAUGGAAUGGUGGCCACACCACUGGAGGAUUUGGACCCAUACUAUCUGAACAAGAAAACAUUUAUAGUCCUAAACAAAGGGAAAACAAUCUUCCGCUUCAGUGCCACGCCCUCCUUGUACAUCAUAAGCCCUUUUAAUAUAUUUAGGCGAAUAGCUAUUAAGAUUUUGAUACAUUCAUUAUUCAGCAUGAUCAUCAUGUGUACGAUUUUGACCAACUGUAUAUUCAUGACGUUUAGUGACCCUCCGGAGUGGUCCAAACAAGUAGAGUAUACCUUCACGGGGAUCUACACAUUUGAGUCGCUCACAAAAAUAGUUGCUCGAGGUUUUGCUAUCGAUGGCUUCACCUUUCUCAGAGACCCCUGGAACUGGCUGGACUUUAUGGUCAUUUCAAUGGCAUAUAUAACAGAGUUUGUGGACCUUGGGAAUGUCUCGGCGCUGAGAACGUUCAGGGUUCUCCGAGCAUUGAAAACAAUUUCUGUCAUUCCAGGCCUGAAGACCAUUGUGGGCGCUCUGAUCCAGUCUGUGAAGAAGCUGUCGGAUGUGAUGAUCCUGACUGUCUUCUGUCUCAGCGUGUUUGCUCUGAUUGGACUGCAACUUUUCAUGGGGAACCUGCGGAAUAAAUGUGUAAUCUGGCCAAUCAACAUGACGGCGCAGUACCCCGGAAAUGGCAGCAGGAGCUUUGACUGGGGUGAAUACAUCAUGAACGACUCUAAUUUCUACUUCCUCCCUGGUCAGCUUGAUGCUCUACUAUGUGGAAAUAGUUCUGACUCAGGACGAUGCCCAGAGGGUUUUUUGUGUAUGAAAGCUGGAAGGAACCCCAACUAUGGUUACACCAGCUUUGACAGCUUUGGAUGGGCUUUCCUGACCCUGUUUCGCCUCAUGACCCAAGACUUCUGGGAAAAUCUCUACAUGCUGACUCUCCGAGCGGCUGGGAAGACCUAUAUGAUCUUCUUUGUGCUGGUCAUCUUUGUGGGAUCCUUUUACUUGGUCAAUCUCAUCUUGGCUGUGGUGGCCAUGGCUUAUGAGGAGCAGAACCAGGCCACAAUGGAGGAGGCGGAACAAAAAGAGGCUGAAUUUAAGGCCAUGCUGGAACAGCUCAAGAAACAGCAAGAAGAGACACAGGCUGCUGCCAUGGCGACAUCUGCCGGUACGGUGUCAGAAGCUGCAUUAGAGGAUGAAGGAGGGGGGCACUUGUCCCGCAGCUCCUCCGAGGUCUCCAAACUGAGCUCGAAGAGUGCCAAAGAGCGGCGAAAUCGAAAGAAGAAAUGGCGUCAGAAAGAGCAAGAGAAAGAGAAGGGAGAUAGUGAGAAAGUGGUUAAGUCUGAGUCUGAUGAUGGCAGCAAGAAAAGCACCAUUCGUUUCCCAGGAAGUCGACUGGGGAGGAAGACAUCCAUCAUGAACCAGUCACUGCUCAGCAUCCCAGGCUCACCCUACAUGUCGCGCCACAACAGCCGCAGCAGCAUCUUCAGCUUCAAAGGCCGUUCCAAGGACAUGGGCUCAGAGAAUGAGUUUGCGGACGACGAGCAUAGCACUGUAGAGGAGAGCGAAGACCGCCGGGGCUCCCUGUUUAUACCGUACCGUCGCAACAGCUACAGUGGCUACAGCCAAGGCUCCUCCCGCAUCCAUCCACUGGCACCCCACUCUGGAGGGAAGAGGAACAGCACAGUGGACUGCAAUGGCGUGGUGUCUCUCAUCGGCCCGGGGCCCGGCAGACGGCUUCUGCCUGAGGUGAAAAUAGAUAAGGCAGCCACUGAUGACAGUACUACAGAUUUGGAGAUUAAGAAGAAGCACGGUGGCUCUCUCAUGGUAUCUGUGGAUCAGCUCAACUCCUCAUUCAAAGGAAAGGACCGUGCCAACAGUCAGAUGAGCGUAGUCACCAACACACUGCUAGAAGAGCUGGAGGAGUCUCAGAGGAAGUGUCCUCCCUGCUGGUAUAAGUUUUCUAACAUGUUCCUCAUCUGGGAGUGCUGUCCCAUCUGGCUAAAGAUCAAGCACAUCGUCUACUUGAUUGUCAUGGACCCAUUUGUUGACCUGGCCAUCACCAUCUGCAUUGUCCUUAAUACCCUUUUCAUGGCCAUGGAGCACUACCCCAUGACUGAGCAGUUUGAGGGAGUCUUGGCUGUCGGCAAUCUGGUUUUCACGGGAAUCUUUGCUGGUGAGAUGUUCGCCAAGCUUAUCGCCAUGGAUCCCUACUACUAUUUCCAGGAAGGCUGGAACUGCUUUGAUGGCUUCAUUGUUACUCUAAGUUUAGUUGAGUUGGGGCUGGCUGAUGUGGAAGGCCUGUCAGUGCUCAGGUCUUUCCGAUUGUUAAGAGUGUUCAAACUGGCCAAAUCAUGGCCCACACUCAACAUGCUAAUCAAGAUCAUCGGUAACUCAGUGGGAGCUCUAGGUAAUCUGACUCUGGUGUUGGCCAUCAUUGUCUUCAUCUUUGCCGUGGUGGGCAUGCAGCUGUUCGGAAAAAGCUACAAGGACUGCGUGUGUAAGAUCGCACAGAGCUGUGAGCUGCCUCGCUGGCACAUGAACGACUUCUUUCACUCCUUCCUCAUUGUGUUCCGAGUGUUGUGUGGCGAGUGGAUUGAGACCAUGUGGGACUGUAUGGAGGUGGCAGGACAGACCAUGUGUCUGACUGUCUUCAUGAUGGUCAUGGUUAUUGGAAACCUGGUGGUGCUGAACCUGUUCCUGGCCCUGCUUCUGAGCUCAUUCAGUGCAGACAACCUCGCUGCCACAGAUGACGAUGGUGAGCCUAACAACCUCCAGCUAGCGGUCGCCCGCAUUAAAAAGGGGAUUGCCUGGUUCAAGGUCAACAUGCGAGUCUUUGUGGCCACAGUGCUCAAGAAGCCUAUAGAAGAUGAAGAGAAGCCACUGGGUGAUAUAUAUGAGAAGAAGCUCAACUGCAUUGCAAACCACACAGUGGACAUCAACCGCGAACUGGACUAUGCUAAAAAUGGAAAUGGCACCACCAGUGGCAUUGGGAGCAGUGUGGGAAAGUACAUGAUUGAUGAGGACUACAUGUCCUUCAUCCACAACCCCAACCUGACUGUCUGCGUUCCGAUCGCUGUUGGCGAGUCCGACUUUGAAAACCUAAAUACAGAGGACUUCAGCAGUGAAUCGGAUGUGGAGAACAGCAAAGAUCUGGAUGACACCAGUUCAUCUGAGGGCAGCACAAUAGACAUUAAGCCCGAUGUGGAGGAAGUGGCAGUGGUGGAGGUUGUGGAGGAGUAUCUAGACCCAGACGCCUGCUGGACAGAUGAAUGCGUGGCCAAAUACAAGUGCUGUGAUGUUCCGAUCACCCACGGUUGGGGAAAACACUGGUGGUUCCUGAGGAAGACCUGCUACCUGAUAGUAGAACACAACUGGUUUGAAACUCUCAUCAUCUUCAUGAUCCUGCUCAGCAGUGGAGCCCUGGCCUUCGAGGACGUGUACAUAGAACAGAGGAAGACAGUUAAAAUUAUUCUGGAGUAUGCUGACCGGGUUUUCACCUAUAUCUUCAUCCUGGAGAUGUUGCUGAAAUGGGUGGCCUACGGCUUUGUCAAGUACUUCACUAACGCCUGGUGUUGGUUGGACUUCUUCAUUGUAGAUGUGUCUAUAGUCAGCCUUAUAGCUAAUGCGUUGGGCUUCUCCGAUCUAGGCCCGAUUAAAUCACUCAGGACACUGAGGGCCUUGAGACCCCUCAGGGCCCUGUCACGUUUUGAAGGGAUGAGGGUUGUAGUGAAUGCCUUGGUGGGUGCAAUUCCCUCCAUCAUGAAUGUGCUGCUGGUGUGUCUCAUAUUUUGGCUCAUCUUCAGCAUCAUGGGCGUCAACCUGUUCGCUGGGAAGUAUUAUUACUGUUACAAUGAAACAGCAGAGGAGAACUUUUUGCCGGAGGAUGUGAACAACAAAACAGAGUGCUUUGCGCUCAUCAAUGCAAAUUACAGUGAAGUCAGAUGGAAAAAUGUCAAGAUCAAUUUUGACAAUGUGGGUGCCGGAUACCUGGCACUCCUGCAAGUGGCAACAUUCAAAGGCUGGAUGGACAUUAUGUAUGCAGCAAUAGAUUCUAGAAAAGUGGAGGACCAGCCCCGCUACGAGGACAACUUAUACAUGUACAUCUACUUUGUCAUAUUCAUUAUCUUCGGCUCGUUCUUCACCCUAAACCUCUUUAUUGGUGUCAUCAUUGAUAACUUCAACCAACAGAAGAAAAAGUUUGGAGGUCAAGACAUCUUCAUGACUGAAGAGCAAAAGAAAUACUACAAUGCCAUGAAGAAACUGGGGUCAAAGAAACCACAAAAACCAAUACCCAGGCCUCAGAACAACAUCCAGGGCAUGGUGUUUGACUUCGUGACGCAGCAAGUGUUCGACAUCUCCAUCAUGAUCCUCAUCUGCCUCAACAUGGUCACUAUGAUGGUUGAGACAGACGAUCAGUCAAAGGAGACGGAAGACGUGCUUUACUGGGUCAACUUCAUCUUCAUUGUGGUCUUCACCGGCGAGUUCUUACUGAAGCUGUUUGCACUUCGUCACUACUACUUCACCAAUGGCUGGAACAUCUUUGACGUGGUUGUGGUCAUCCUGUCAAUUGUGGGAAUGUUUCUGGCUGAGCUGAUUGAGAAAUACUUUGUGUCACCGACGCUGUUCAGGGUGAUCCGCUUAGCUCGUAUCGGCAGAAUCCUGCGUCUCAUCAAGGGUGCCAAAGGAAUCAGAACUCUGUUGUUUGCCCUCAUGAUGUCACUUCCUGCAUUGUUCAACAUCGGACUGCUGCUUUUCCUGGUCAUGUUCAUCUUCUCCAUCUUUGGCAUGUCCAACUUUGGCUAUGUGAAACACGGGGCUGGGAUUGAUGACAUGUACAAUUUUGAGACCUUUGGCAACAGUAUGAUCAUCCUGUUUAUGAUUACCACGUCGGCAGGCUGGGACGGCCUACUGCUGCCCAUUCUCAACUAUCCUCCAGACUGUGACCCUUAUUUGGAGAAUGCUGGAACCCCUGCCACUGGAGACUGUGGCAACCCAUCCGUGGGCAUCUUCUUCUUUGUUAUGUACAUCAUCAUUUCUUUCCUGAUUGUGGUGAACAUGUAUAUCGCCAUCAUCCUGGAGAACUUCAGCGUGGCCACAGAGGAGAGUGCCGACCCACUGAGUGAGGAUGACUUUGAGACCUUUUAUGAAAUCUGGGAGAAGUUCGACCCUGAUGCCUCCCAGUUCAUCACUUAUGCCAAGCUUUCUGACUUUGCUGAUGCACUCGAACACCCACUCCGCGUGCCCAAGCCGAAUACGAUUGAGCUGAUCGCCAUGGACAUGCCCAUGGUGAGUGGAGACCGCAUCCACUGCCUGGACAUCCUAUUUGCCUUCACAAAGCGUGUGCUGGGCGACAGCGGCGAGCUGGACAUGUUGAGGCAACAAAUGGAGGAGCGUUUUGUGGCAGCCAAUCCCUCUAAAGUCUCUUAUGAGCCAAUCACCACUACUCUGCGGCGCAAGCAGGAGGACGUGUCAGUCAGAAUCAUUCAGAGGGCCUACCGCGUCUACCUGGCGAGACGGGGUUUUGUAUAUAAGCGCAAACCGGCCAAUAACAAAGUGGAGAAUGGUGGUAACAAUCAGGAACAAGAAAAGAAGGAGGGCACCCCCUCCACUGCCUCCUUGCCCUCUUAUGACAGUGUAACCAAACCUGACAAGGAGAAACAGGAUGACAACAAUGAGGGCAAAGGGGGGAGGAAAGAGAAGGGAAGAAACCAAAAAGACAUCAGGGAAUCUAAAUGUUAGGGCGGUGGAUUAAUAAUCACAGUAAUAACAAUAAAGAUUAUAACAAUGUAACUUCAAGCAAAGCGAGAGGAAACUCACCCACACAGAUGUACAGAUUAUUUCAUUUGCAAGUCAAGAAAAAAAUACUAUUCAAUAAUUUUGUUUACAGACUUCAUUCUUAUAUUGACGCAGAGGGACGCACCUUGGUCUGUUACAGCUUGAAGACUCUCAAACUUUACUCAAACCAAACAUAAUCAGCAUACUGUGUGACACUGUUGUAUUUAGACUACCGAGCUUAACAAAAGGAAAUGAAAACAGAUGAGGAAAUGUCUGUUGCUCACUUACCACUGGUCUAUAGAUAAGACACGUAACUCUGCACCUAGAGGUGGAACGGGAGAAAAAAAAACAGGAGUCCAGCGCCUGGACGCAACUAACGGAUUCCUAUGGAAGACAGUAAUGUGAAAGAAAAACGAGGACAAUGCUUGACGCUGAUGAACUGCAACCAGCGAUUGUUUCCAUGUCGUUUAGUGCUGAAAAGCAUAGAGGAGCAUAUGAUACACUCACUCUAUGAGUAAACAGAAGGAUGACUGGUGAGUGAAAGACACAAACAAUAUAGAGAGUGUGGGAAGUACUUUUUUUUGUUUUAUCAAAGCUAGAAAUUGUUUAUUUGAGCAGCGAAAAUGCAAACAGAAAAAAUGAACAAUCUUCAACAGUUUGCCCAUGUCACACAACUCUUGUACUCAUUUUAUCUUUGUUAUACGCACAUCCAAAUGCUUUUUUUUUUACAUGGGCUUUCACACCAAAUUGGUUAAGGGUCUGUUUACUAUGGGGUCAACUCGGGCCAAGGGCUUACAUUUACUCAGAAAGAUUUCCAAACAAAUACAUAAAGUAAUUGUGCUUGUUCAAUGCAAUAGAAAUGACUUGCAUGAUGGCAUGUUUUGAUCAGAAAUCUUGCAUGAAUUAUCAUAGUCCACAAGACACUAAUACUCAGACCACAAUGGUGACCUCGACUGUACGACACAUCGAGACACUGUCAAAAAUUGGAAGAGUUCAGAGUAAUUUGUUCAACAAAGAUAAGUGAUAUGAGGGUUGAUCAUCUGAAAUGGAUCCAAAUUUUUAUCUCAUCACUCAACACAUUUCAGAUGUUUAACGGGUUGCUUCUGUAUGGGUAAAUGACACUACAAUUAGUGGUAAUCCAAACAAUGAUUUUGCUGCUCUGGAGAUUUUGAGUGUGUAGGAUGUCAAAAAAAAGCGUGUGUAUCAUGGGACUGAAGUGUUUGUUAAUUUGGACUAACUAUUUUCAAGGGUGCAACACUUUGAAACUAAAAAGCUUUUAUUUCUAAUUUGUAUGCAACUCUGUAAUGUUCCAUACCAUCUGCCUUUAUGUUUGUUGUGAGCGGGCAUUUUAGGAGUCCUACUGUCAGUGGUCUGAGGGGAUUUCACAGGUACGGCAAACUCCUUUCUAUUUCUGAUGUUUCUCAAUGGGUGGUUAGACCUUUCUGAAAGGGCUGGGAAAAGUUCAUUGUUUGAGUUCAUGUAGCUUAUUUACAUAUGUUCAAAUGUAAAUGCCCUUUUUAUUUUUAUUUUCCUUCUUUGUUUGUUUGUUUGUUUCUUUCUUUCUUUCUAUUCCUCCCCAAUGUAAGUUUCAUGUUUUGGGUGUUGAGGUUAGGCGUUGAGAGGAUAGUGGUCUUGUGCUGGGCUCUAUUUGUCGGGUGUUAUUAGUAUCUUGUUUUAAUGAGAAACUGAAGAAUAUUCUGGAAGAGUAAUGAGAACAUUGUGUGUGGAGAAGCCAAAGAGAUCUGCCUUGUUAUCCCUUGUUGCCCUUUGUCUACGGAGUGGGAUCGGGUGAAGUAUGCCCCACCCAUUCUGUUUUAUUCACUGUCGUUAUUAGACAGAGAGACCCUAGAAAUGUAUGCAAUGCUUGAAAAAUUCAUCCCUUUUUCUCAGGAGAUAUUAUAGAUGUACAAUUAUGAGCUCUGCAACAAAAUGCAAGUGAAUGUGAUGGGAGUAUUUAUGAAAUCAUGAUUUACUCUUUUAGUUUUAUGCCAUGUUGAUGGACAAUGAUCACGGGUUGGCUGUCCCACCCUGACAGCCUCCCGGUCAGGGGCCAGUUUGGCGCUUCUUGCUUGUGACGCUUAGCACUAUAGGGCUAGAAGCAUCUCGAUGAAGCAGCAACAUGGCGCUCGCCUGUAAUGGCGGCGUGUAUAUUGAUAGAGGAUUACAUUUGUGGUCAUCAUGGACAGUAGUCUGGUCUAAGUUAAUUUCAGUGAGCAAAAUAAUAAUAUUCACCCCAAUAGCAAACACAGGUACAGGAAACACUGUGAGGAGAUGUCAUGAGAGUGAAUUGGGAUAUGUUGGUUUGGGCAAUGCACUUGAUUUUUUCUGAAGCAGAAGUGGAAGGCUCAGUGGAUAGGCCCCAGACUUCAGUAGUGAACAGCAGCGAGUGCUCUGAGCCACUCAUUUGCCAUUUUUCUUCACAUUGCUCUGCUGCAUUACAAAUACCAAAUAACCAACAGAGCACUGGAUGCAUUUUUAUGGUACUGUGAGCCUAAGCACCACACCUGAGCUUUUGCACUUCCUGUUCUGCUGUGAUGUCACUUCCUGUUUAUGAAUAACUCCCUCAUUUUCGUUUUCAAGUUCCAUGGUCCAGUUGCUGCAUGAGAUCUCCAAAAUCAGUGUGGGUGUUAACUUGAACCAAAUAAAACUCUGAAUGAUAAGCAUAAAAGCUACUGCCGUCCAUUUUCUCCAAGGUCGUCGUGGAUAUAAGAUGACAGGGAAAAGAAAAUUAAAAAAAUAAAUAAAUAAAAUACACAUACAUCCAUUAGGGGGAGAAAAUAAUAAAAACAAAAAAAAAGAAAGAAAGAAAAAAAAUCAGGCUAUGUUCCAUAGGGCACAAACUUCAAAAAGCUAAGACUGGACUUUUUAAGAAACUAUAAAUAAUGUAAUAUAUUAUUUUAACAGCAUGUGUAGUUUUUUUGUAAAUACAGGAUUACUUAAAAAAACUACAGCUAUUAAUCUAACACUAAAUAUUAAUAACCAUAAAUAGAAUGGCUUCCAGCUGACACCCCUUUGUCACCCAUGUUAGGCUGUGACGCAUUUGUUAGAAUGGGAUAGAUUAUUCUUCUUAGUAUUAUUUAUUUUUGAGUCACUUUUCACAAAAAAAAGAGGGGAGUAAGCUAAACGAAUCUAUAUUAAAAAGAAAAACUAUUUAAAACUGUAUAAAUCACUACGUACAUGUAAAGAGCUAUAUUACAUAUAUAUUAUAUAUAUAUAUAUUCCACCUUUUGUAUAUAUAUGUAUGUAUAUAUAUAUAUAUAUAUAUAUAUAUAUAUAUAUAUAUAUAUAUAUAUAUAUAUAUAUAUAUAUGUAUAUAUAUAUAUAUAUAUAUAUAGUAUAUAUAUACAUAGAACAAUGACUGUAACUCAACUCUCCUGUUCACUCCUUGCAUUGAGGUGAAACCAGAGUGUAACUGAUCACGCUUCUUUCUUUGUGGUAUGUUCAGAGAAUAACCAAAACUCUGGCCUGCCCAGGACUUCUGCAUACUGGGUACCAGCGUACAAUGCAUGGUGUUGUACUGGCUGCUUGCUGAGAAUUUGUGGAGCCUGCCUUGGUGAGAGGAUUGCACUACCAGCAUACCCUUUUGUACACGUGUGAAGAUGUCUUGCCCCUAGUUUCCUAUAUUGUACACACAAAAAUAUACAGACACACACACACUCAUAGGCUUUUUCAGGCGAUGGCUGCUUAACCAGUGCGAGCCGCGCAACUAACUUUGUGUGAACAAUUUUUCGCUUGCUGCAGCACUAACCCUUCAUGUCUUCCCGGUAACACACUGCUGCAGCUUGCAGUUAAUUUCGCUGUCACUUUCAAUAUGAUAUAUUUAAUGAUUUUAAGGGUUAGUUGUCUUAACUGUCUGUGUGUUUGUUUAUGGUGCAAUAUCUCUUAACGGCACGUGCCUUUUUAGCUUUCUAUUUAGUCUGUCUAUAAAAUCAGCAUUGAGGAUCUCAACACCCAUGAGAGUGAAUCAUCAAAACUGGAGCACGAUAGAAAUGAUGUACUGAGUUCAAAAUAAAAACUGAAAACUCACCACCUAGAUUAGACUGUCUGGACUAACAUCUUGUAGAGUCAUGUAGUACAAGUGCUCUCUCUGUGUGUGUUCUGUUUACUGGCUCUUCUCAGGCCAGUUAGGACAACAAGCUUGCCUUCUGUUUUACACUUCUGUUCAUUUCCAAAUGUUGGUUUACCAGUCGGUAUAUGAGGCCAUUCUUUUGUAGCAUGACUGAAAUAAUUUUCUUUUCUUUGAAAAUAGGUUAAUAGGAAAAAAAAUGACACAAAAGAUAAAUAAAUAACAUUUUGACUGUCAUUUUCUCUUGCCACUAAUACAGUCAGAAAGUGGACAUGUGUUGCACAACAACAUGGGACAAUUAAACAAGAAUCAGUGAAAGAAUGUCUUCAUUUGAGCACGAAUCUAUUUCCAAACAAUAAAGCAGCCUUCAAGUUA
Molecule: messenger RNA, 11202 nt
Organism: Mugil cephalus (flathead mullet)
Lineage: Eukaryota; Metazoa; Chordata; Actinopteri; Mugiliformes; Mugilidae
Gene: scn8ab
Product: sodium channel, voltage gated, type VIII, alpha subunit b
Exons: 28
Coding region: 780-6725 (1981 amino acids)
Biological process (GO): neuronal action potential; sodium ion transmembrane transport; membrane depolarization during action potential
Cellular component (GO): plasma membrane; voltage-gated sodium channel complex; axon
Molecular function (GO): calcium ion binding; voltage-gated sodium channel activity
Source: RefSeq, a predicted model, not a curated record